Molecule: messenger RNA, 1374 nt
Organism: Cucurbita moschata (crookneck pumpkin)
Lineage: Eukaryota; Viridiplantae; Streptophyta; Magnoliopsida; Cucurbitales; Cucurbitaceae
Product: WAT1-related protein At4g30420-like
Exons: 6
Coding region: 57-1193 (378 amino acids)
Cellular component (GO): plasma membrane
Molecular function (GO): transmembrane transporter activity
Source: RefSeq, a predicted model, not a curated record
AGUUGUGAGAGCAUUUGGGGAGGAGAAAGAAGGCCUCUAAGGAAGAGAAAGGGGAGAUGGGUGUGGCUGAAGAGUACUUGCCAGCAAUGGCGAUGUUGGGAAUUCAAGCAAUUUAUGCUAUUGUGACACUCAUCUCUAGGGCUGCCCUUUUGGAGGGUAUGAGUCCUAGAGUGUUCAUCGUUUAUAGGCAGGCCUUUGCCACUCUCUCUAUUGCACCCAUUGCUUAUCUCUCCAGGUCGAAAUCCAUGAAGGUUUCUUUGGACCUCAAGAGCUUUUAUCUCAUCUUUUUUGCUGCACUUAUCGGUUCAACCAUGAACCACAAUUUUUUCUACGAGGGACUGUUCUUAGCCAGUUCAUCAUUAGCAACCGCGAUGGAGAAUCUGAUUCCGGCAGUGACAUUUAUAAUAGCAGCAAUGGUCGGAAUGGAGAGUGUGAACAUGACAAACGUGAGGUGCGUGGCCAAGAUUGUAGGCACAGUGGUUUGUGUCGGUGGGGCUAUGUUCAUGGCCCUUCUAAGAGGUCCAAAGCUUCUGAACGCCACACAAGCUUCCGGUGUCAAAUCUGCAAUAUUUGGUGUGGAAAGUGGAAGCGAUCAGGCUUGGUUGUUGGGCUCACUCAGUCUGUUUGGUAGCUGUUGCUGUUGGUCAAUUUGGUUGAUAUUGCAGGUGCCAGCAAUGGCAAGCUAUCCUGACAAGCUAUCUUUAUCAGCAUGGACUUGUUUUUUUUCACUCAUACAAUCAGUGGGUUUCACAUUAUGGGUAGAGGGAGCCAAUUUAGAAACGUGGAAGAUUCAUUCAACUACUGAACUUAUUUGUUACCUCUUCUCGGGGAUUUUUGGGUCAGGAGUUGCCUACUUUCUUCAAGCUUGGGGUAUUUCAAAGAGAGGACCUGUGUUCUCUGCAGUGUUCAACCCCUUUUGCACCAUUAUUACCACUAUUUUGGCAGCUAUAUUUCUUCAUGAGGAGAUUUAUACUGGAAGCUUGUUGGGGGGCGUGAUUGUAAUUAUUGGAUUAUAUGUGGUUCUUUGGGGGAAAACAAAUGAUUACACGAAGGAAGAAGACAGAGGAAAGUGUAGAGUUGAAAAACAAGAAGAGGAUUGUGAAUCAGCUUCAACUUCGAUUGAGACAGAUAGCUAUAAAGUUGAUGUGAGGGAACCCCUUUUGUCUGGGUGUACACAUCAUAUUGACAACUAGGCAAAGGGAUCUACGACAUAUGCCAAGUGGCAUUUAUGUAUGGUCCACGUGUUCUCCAAGAAAAAAAGGAAAAAAUAUGUGUGAGAUAUAUUUUUUUAUUCUUGAACCUUUUUGUUUUGUUUUGUUUUAAUCUUUACGAGUUUUAAGAUUAAUGAAGUUAAAUGUUGUUUUAUCUUUGAUU